Messenger RNA from Oppia nitens, 3593 nucleotides. Its product is annotated as tonsoku-like protein. Gene Ontology annotation, molecular function: protein binding. Bases 111 to 3593 code for a protein of 1160 amino acids. NCBI's taxonomy places the organism in Eukaryota, Metazoa, Arthropoda, Arachnida, Sarcoptiformes, Oppiidae. The record is from RefSeq and is a predicted model, not a curated record. The transcript is spliced from 5 exons.
AAAAUGUGUUGAAUUGAUAUUAAUAUGAAUUUCUGCGCCAAAAGUGUUCAUCACUUGUGUUGUUGUCAUCUGUUUGUAUGUCUUUUAUAGACAUCUGAUCCACAGUUAUAAUGGAUAACAAACUAAUAAAAGAGCUGAAAGGCGAUAAAAUAAAGGCCAAAAACUGCAAAGAUGUCAAAGAGUUGAUCAAAAUCUGCAAUUGUUUGGGUCGGAGGUAUUUGCAGACAUUUCGUUACAAUGAAGCCAUCGAUGAACAUAAAGAAGAGCUUCAAUACGGUCUUAGCAUUGGUUGUAUGUUAUCUGAAGCCAUUGCCAGACGAGCUUUGGGUGAAUGUUAUUCAGAGAUCAAUGAAUAUCAGAAAGCGUUGUUUCAGCACAAGAAGUACUUGGAUUUAGCCAUGAGUUUGGCCGACGAUAUUGAGAUACAGCGCGCGUGGGCUACCAUUGGACGGACACAUCUAUUGCACGCACAAGAACUUUAUCAGUCAAACAGUGAGAUCAACGAACAAGUCUUAAAUGAUGCCAAAAAUGCAUUCAAAAUGGCUUUAAAUUUAUGCGAUGAAUUAUCUGAAAUUAAAGAUAAAGAAUUGGCUGAAAUGCGAUCUCGACUUUACCUCAAUUUGGGUCUUGUCUUUGAACUAAUGGGUCAGUUCAGCGAAUCGAUGACACAUUUGCAUCUCUCUAUUGCCAUCAAUAAACGAUAUGGUUUUAUUGAAGACUUAUUUCGGAGUCAAUUCUCUUUAGCGACAAUUUACGAGAAGAACAAAGAAUUCAACAAUUCUUUAGAGGCGUAUAACGAGUCACUGAAAAGCGCCAAAAUCCUGAAGAAUAAGUUUAAUUCAUGCGAUGCUCUUAUUGGUAAAGGAUUGCUAUUAACUCGUUGGCAAAAGUUUGAAGAAGGAAGACAUUGCUUAAAAAAGGCAUACAAAUUGUGUCCAAACAUUGAUGAAGACAAACAAAAAGUUUUAAGAUAUCUUAAGAUAUCAUCAAUUAUUUGCGAUGACUAUCGAGAGUUGAUGAAAGCGACUGAAUUGCACCAAAAAAUUGUUUUGUGCGAUAAAUUAGGCGAUCAUUUUGUUGAAUUGAAAUUCUUUGAUUUAGCCAUUGAUUUCUAUAAGAAAGAACUCGAUUAUGCCUUUCAGUGCAAUAAAGGUGACACAGAAAUUGCAAACAUUUAUGUAUCAAUUGCACAGACAUUUGCUGAUGACUUGAAAUACAAAGACGCCAUCGAUUAUUUUAAACACGAGUUAAACUGCAAUAGUGGUAACAGUCUUGAAGAGAGCAAAUCAUUGAUAAAAAUUGCAGAAAUGGAAGAAUAUUUAAAAAACAAUGAAUAUAAUACAGAUAUUAUAAAAAACUACGAGAUGGCCAUUGAAAAAGUUGGAACAACUGAUAAACUAUGGCUAAUAGAUAUUAUACAAAGAUAUAUAACAUUUUUGCAAAAUAGACAAUUAAAUUAUGAUAGAAUUGAUAAACUUAAACAACAAUUAAAAGAACUUAAUCUUCAAAAGACAACAGUUUGUGAAAGAGUUGAAAACGAAGAGGAAGAUGACGAAGAUAUUUACGAUAAAUACAUUUUAAACGACUUGUCGGAUGUGACCACUGAUUCAGAUGAAGAGAGUGUUUCUAAUAUUUAUAAAUUAAAACGAAUGGGAAAAUCACUGAAACGAAAUGAAUUAGGAGAAACACCACUACAUAUGGCUUGCAUUAAAGGCGAAGAAAAUCUCGUCAGUAAAUUGAUUACUGAUAAACAUCCCGUUAAUGUUCGGGACAAUUGCGGUUGGACUCCACUACACGAGGCCACAAAUAAUGGUUUCCCAAAUAUUGUUAAAAUACUUUUGGAUAACGGCGCCAAUAUUAAUGAUAAUGAAGGCCAAAAAUGUAAAGGAAUCACUCCACUACACGACGCCUGUAUUAACGGACACUUAGAUGUUAUACGACUACUUUUGGAAAAGGGAGCAAAAGUGACAAUUUUGGACAACUAUAAUAAUACAGCACUCGAUUUGCUGCUGAAUUGGAGGAAAUCAAAAGCCGAUGUCAUCGAUAAAGACCAGUUGAAUAGCUGUAAACAAUUAGAGCAAAAAAUGGAAGAUUUGUUAAAAAUGGCCGGUUUUUCAAAAAAGAAUAUUCCGAUUUCCAAGUCAUCCAAAUCCAUAUCCAAUGAAAGGCGAAAGUUUAAGCCAAUGAUAAGGAAUCGAGAAACGAAUUGCAAUACUUCUGAUUCGGAUUCCGACUCACUUAAUGUCUCUAUUAAUUCGGGAUCUCAGAAGACUGGGCACAGACCACGAACCAAACAUAUGCGUGAUUUGGAUAAGGAUUUUGAUGACCCAAGAGUUGCUCGAAGAGAGUAUUGUUCAUCAAUUUCUAAUUUAAGACCUAAUUCUGACAGUAGUAAACAGCCACUGAAAACCCCCGUUCGUCCUAAUGCUAAAUCAAUGCCAGCUCUUGUCGAUCAACGAAAUUUGGUUACCGAUGAUGAUUGGCUUAUUAGAGACACAAACGACAAUAGGAAGAGAUCGUGUUUAGAUGCUUACGACGUCUUUAAUAAAAAGACUAAAAUUAAUCAAAUGAGUCAUUCAAAUACUGGUCAUUUUCAUAGACGUAAAACUAAUGGUGUUUCCAUUCAAAGACGACCUGAAAAACAAAUUCAUCAAAACGAAGAUGAAUCUAAGUCUUCAGAUAGCGAAGAUAUAGAAACUACUGAACCAGUUAAUAGACCACCAAAAUCAACACAACUGAAUAAAGAGUUGAGAAAAGUAGAGGAAAUUUCCAAACAAGUGAUGCCAUCAAAUAGUUUAACAAACAGUGAUAUCAGAACACUUGAAAAGUCAAUACCACUGCGUGUUUGUGUUUGUGAUGACAAAAACACUACAUUUAUUAUACCGAUUCUUAACCGUCGGACCACUUGUUUAUGGCUCAACAAAGAAACUGAAAAGAGAUAUUUUGCUAAACUUUCCAUCAAACCUAUCAUUUCACUUGAAACUACUGACGGCGCCCUCCUAUCUGAUGAAGAUUUUAUUCUUGAUGUCAUUACCGGUGAUAUACUUAAAGUUAAUGCAAAGAUUGAGUCGUGGAUUAUGGAUCCGCUGCCAAAUCGAUAUAAAGAAGUUUGUAAUACUUUUAAUACAAAACCAGAUUCCGAUGUUAUUGGUUGGCUUGAAAUGACACAUCUUAAUGGUUGUCUUCGUUUAUGUGAUCUUAAAUUACCCGUUGAACAGAUCAGAGCUAUAUUUAAAGCUAUUCAACGACAGAACAAUCUAAAAGAAAUUGACAUUUCAUUUUCUAAUAUUCUGAUGAAUGAUUGGACAUCUUUUAUCAAUUGUUUACCAUUUUUGUCAUCACUUCAUAAAUUGAAACUCAAAGGUACUUCAAUUAAUCGCCAAAUCAUUGAACAGUUAAUUGCCAAAUGUCCGCAAAGUUUAGUUGAAUUGGACUUAAGUUUUAAUACAUUUGGUGACUAUUAUCGCAAUAUUACUUACAAACUUAUACAACAUUUGCCAAAAUUAAAAGUUCUGGACUUAAGUGGUUGUGAUUUAACCAAUGCUUUUCUCGAACCAAUUGAAUUACAAGAGUAUAUUAAAAGUAAGUUUUAG